AUCAACUUUGGAUUAAUCUAAUAGACAUCGUCUAGGAUCUUCUGGGAAAAUGAAAUUCUUCGUCAUUGCCUUCGCUGUGAUCGCAGCUGCUUCGGCGGCUUCUAUUGCCACGGAUUACCUGCCACCCGUGGACAACAACCUGGAGGCUGCCUCCGAGGUGGUCGAGCUUCCCGCCGACCAGGGCGCCCUUGCCGACGAUGGAUACCGCUACAAGACCGUGCGCCGCCUUAAGCUCCGCCACCGCCGCGAUGUGAACGAGCUGUCUGCUGAGUACCUGCCUCCUGUGGAGGAGGCUUCCGAGGCUGUGGCCGUCGAGACUCCCCUGGCUGAUGAUGGCUACCGUUACAAGACCGUCCGCCGUGUGAUCCGUCGCCGUCGUGACGUCAACGAGCUGCCUUCCGGAGAGUACCUGCCCCCAUCUGAGGAGAUCGCUGUUGCCCCCGCCGCCACCGAGGAGUCCGCUGUCUUGGCUGAUGAUGGUUACCGUUACAAGACCGUCCGCCGUGUGAUCCGUCGCCGUCGUGACGUCAACGAGCUGCCCUCUGCCGAAUACCUGCCCCCUGUGGAGGCUGCUUCCGACGAGGUUGCCGUCGAGACUCCCCUGGCUGCUGAUGGAUACCGUUACAAGACCGUCCGCCGUGUGAUCCGUCGCCGUCGUGAUGUCAACGAGCUGCCCUCUGCCGAAUACCUGCCCCCUGUGCAGGCUGCUUCCGAAGAGGUUGCCGUCGAGACUCCCCUGGCUGAUGAUGGAUACCGUUACAAGACCGUCCGCCGUGUGAUCCGUCGUCGUCGUGACGUCAACGAGCUGCCUUCCGGAGAGUACCUGCCCCCAUCUGAGGAGAUCGCUGUUGCCCCCGCCGCCACCGAGGAGUCCGCUGUCUUGGCUGAUGAUGGUUACCGUUACAAGACCGUCCGCCGUGUGAUCCGUCGCCGUCGUGACGUCAACGAGCUGCCCUCUGCCGAAUACCUGCCCCCUGUGGAGGCUGCUUCCGACGAGGUUGCCGUCGAGACUCCCCUGGCUGCUGAUGGAUACCGUUACAAGACCGUCCGCCGUGUGAUCCGUCGCCGUCGUGACGUCAACGAGCUGCCCUCUGCCGAAUACCUGCCCCCUGUGGAGGCUGCUUCCGACGAGGUUGCCGUCGAGACUCCCCUGGCUGCUGAUGGAUACCGUUACAAGACCGUCCGCCGUGUGAUCCGUCGUCGUCGUGAUGUCAACGAGCUGCCCUCCGCUGAGUACCUGCCCCCUGUUGAGGAGGCCGCCGCUUCCGCCGUCAUCGAUGUGCCCGCCGAGGCCACCGUCCUGGCCGCCGAUGGCUACCGUUACAAGACCGUGCGCCGCCUGAAGCUCCGCCGUCACUAAGAAGCCGACUGGCUACCACCACCUACCCACCCACAGCACUAUCGAUUGAGAUUGUCGAGGAUGUUCCCAGAAGAAGUCCUGCAACCGAAAGUCUCAUUAAGACACUAACCAUAAGUCGAUCGUAUUAGUCAAUUUGAAUCCGUCAUGACAAAUCCCAGUACAAACACGAAUUAACA
This is a messenger RNA of Drosophila bipectinata, 1536 nucleotides long. RefSeq lists its product as uncharacterized. The record is from RefSeq and is a predicted model, not a curated record. Gene Ontology annotation, molecular function: calcium ion binding. NCBI's taxonomy places the organism in Eukaryota, Metazoa, Arthropoda, Insecta, Diptera, Drosophilidae. Gene Ontology annotation, biological process: negative regulation of protein sumoylation.